Pleuronectes platessa (European plaice) is the source of this 2439-nucleotide messenger RNA. RefSeq names its product deoxycytidine kinase 2. Bases 1342 to 2148 code for a protein of 268 amino acids. The record is from RefSeq and is a predicted model, not a curated record. Gene Ontology annotation, biological process: nucleobase-containing compound metabolic process. Gene Ontology annotation, cellular component: cytoplasm; mitochondrion. The transcript has 8 exons. Gene Ontology annotation, molecular function: ATP binding; deoxyguanosine kinase activity. Lineage: Eukaryota; Metazoa; Chordata; Actinopteri; Pleuronectiformes; Pleuronectidae.
UGCGACAAUGUCGCAGAGAAUAAGGUUUAAUAACGAUUUUCACCACAACCUUAUAAACUAUAGUGAGACCUGCCGAUGCUAACGCUAGCAUGGUAACGCUACAUCGUAACUGCUGAUUUAUUCUCGAUAAUCUCGUAUUUUCACCAAAUCUCAUGUCGCAUCUUGGAAGAAACACGAUGUAAGUGAACCAGCGUAUUUCUCCUCUGACAGUUUUCAUUCAGACUCGUAACCUGAAGCUGUGAACUCUUGAUUUUUAUGUGAAAUAAUGUCGAGCAUCCAAACUUUUUAAUUUCCACUGGAUUAAUGUUAAACGUCGCAGUACUUCAUAAAUCCAGAGGGAAAGUGAGAAAACGUGUCCUUACCUGGGAAUGUAAUUCCUCUGCUUUAGCACAGAUACUAUUUAUAUAUAUUACAGGUUUGUCACUUUAGUAACUACAACCAAAAGCGUUGGUUUAUGACUUUUAGAUUUUAACGAUGUUAUACCAACAACAUCCCGUAAACCUUCAGUCGCCUCUGUUUACAUCGGCGACUGCUGAUGACGUAAGUUUCUCAAGACGACUCCUGAUGACGUAAAGGCUUCUUGAGGCGCUGUCCCAAUUCGAAGAUUAAAAAAGAUGAAUUAUAAAAUAUAGAUUGUAAAAUAGACAGAGAUAUACAAUAUAUAUUGUAAAAUAUAUAUUUUAUAAAAUAUAUACAGACGAUAACAAGAUAAAACAAGUGUGAUAUACUAAAGGUCUCAGUGAAAUAAACACUAUGUCCAUUAGACAGCAAUAUAAUCUAUAUGGAUACAAUUUAUAUAGUAUAAAACUUGUACUCGAUUCGAAACACCAUGCUGAAGCAGAAUGAUUAUUAUUGUAAGCUAUUUUCUUUUGUUGUUGUUAUUGGUUUAGUGUGUUGCUACUGUCAGUGUUUAGAAACGGGGACGUUUCUUUUGUUUGGGGGGAGGUUUGUAAGCUAUUUAAUUUAAUGGCUUUAUUAUGGAAGGUUGGUGUGUAGUUCCUGUUAAAAGCAGGGUGUUGGUUGGGACUCUUGUUUUGAAGGGGAAAUAUACUGGUGUGUUGUCACCAUUCAUCACUCGCGUGUCCUUUUCCGGCUGAUGCAUUAAAGUACAAGAGAACAUUAUUAUCAUUAUUAUCAUUUUAGACAAAAGCCUAUGCAGAUUUAAAGUGACGACGUCGUGACACUGCUCAACCGGAAGCAGUCGUCAUACCGCCCCCGGAAACAAGUGACCGCGCGCGGAGAUUCGAUAUUAGAAGCAGCUCGCGCGCGGCAGCUCAGUUUCCGUCCUCGCGCUGAACAGAGAUCGAUCAUCAGGGAUCAAUAACCGAUAUCAGAUCAAACAUGGCGACACCACCGAAGAGGUCGUGCCAUGUUCCCGCCAGCCCGACGCUGAGUGACAGCUUCUGGCGCAAAGAGAAGAAGAUCUCCAUCGAGGGAAACAUCGCUGCAGGAAAGUCUACGUUUGUGCGUGUCCUCCAGGGGGCGUCAGAGGACUGGGAGGUGAUUCCUGAGCCUAUUGGAAAAUGGUGCAACGUGCAGAACGAGAGCGACGACGUGUCCAAGGAGCUGAGCUCGUCUCAGAAGAGUGGAGGGAACCUUCUGCAGAUGUUGUACGAUAAACCGAGCCGCUGGUCCUACACCUUCCAGAGUUAUGCAUGUCUCAGCAGAGUUCGUUCUCAGCUUCAGUCGCCGUCAAUCAAACUUCAACAAAGUGAAAAACCUGUUCAGUUCUACGAGCGCUCCGUCUACUCUGACAGGUACGUGUUUGCAUCCAACCUGUUUGAGUGUGGAGACCUGUCGGACACUGAGUGGAGUGUGUAUCAGGACUGGCACACCUGGUUACUGAAGCAGUUCACACCGGAGAUCCACCUGGACGCUAUCAUCUACCUGAGAGCACAGCCACAGCGCUGUAUGCAGAGGUUGCUCCAGCGGGGCCGUGAGGAGGAGGCGGGACUUCCUCUUGAGUAUCUGGAGCAGCUUCACUUCAAACACGAGGCCUGGCUUCACCACAGGAGCCUCAGGAUGGACUUUGACUAUCUAAACGAUCUUCCUGUUCUGACUCUGGAUGUUGACGACGAGUUCAAGAAAGAUCGAAUCAAACAGGAAGUCCUCAUCGACAAGGUCAGAGACUUCCUCACCACGCUGUAGAAGCUUCCACCAAUCACAGCUCAGGAUGAGAGCAGCUCCUGCGUCAGAUUCACACCAAGUGUUUUUUUUUAAGAGCUCGAUCAGUUUUCAUAUUAUUCUUCUGAUUUGUACAAAUUUAUUUUUAUAUUUUAAAACUUUUUAAAGUGUGUGUGUUCAAAUGUUAGUGUUUGUAGGAUAAACCUGUUUUUUACCUUCGUGUUAGACUGACUGUCCCCACUUGUGCCAUCAGACCAGAGUGUGUGUUUGAGCAUCAUGACGAUGCAUUCAGGUGAAUAAAGAUGUCACACUGGU